Messenger RNA from Panicum virgatum (switchgrass), 1583 nucleotides. RefSeq names its product transcription termination/antitermination protein NusG-like. The record is from RefSeq and is a predicted model, not a curated record. The transcript has 5 exons. Gene Ontology annotation, biological process: DNA-templated transcription elongation; transcription elongation-coupled chromatin remodeling. NCBI's taxonomy places the organism in Eukaryota, Viridiplantae, Streptophyta, Magnoliopsida, Poales, Poaceae. The coding region runs from base 16 to 1125 and encodes 369 amino acids.
GUGGGCUGCAUCUGAAUGGGCCUCAUCGACAACAGGGGCCCACCUGUGAGCCCAGUACGUUUUAAUCGUCUUGUUUCAAGCUGCUCGCCUCUGAGGCUGUUCGCCAUGAGCUUGGCUUAUCCGCUGCUGUUCCGCCUCCCGGCGGGCCGCUGCUCCCUCGCGGCGGCGGCACUCGUGUCAUCGUCUCCGCUUCCCGUGUCAAUGACCUUAUCGGCUUCGGCUUCCGCGGAUGGGGGUGGGGGCGAGCUGACGGCGCGGGAGAGGCGGCUACAGAAGAGGGAGCGGCGGGAGCUGCGGGCGACGGACUGGAAGGAGGAGGUGCAGGAACGGCUCAUCCACGAGCCGGCGCGGCGGUGGAAGAAGCCGCCAAAGAGGUCGUGGCGGGAGGAGCUCAACCUCGACCUCCUCGCCGAGCUGGGGCCGCAGUGGUGGCUCGUGCGCGUCUCCAUGGCGCCCGGCACCGACUACGUCGACCUCCUCACCAAGGCCAUCUCACGACGCUUCCCCGAAGUUCCCUUCAAGAUUUAUAAUCCAUCCAUCCAAGUCAAGAGGAGAUUGAAGAGUGGCACAAUCAGUGUCAAAUCGAAGCCUUUGCAUCCUGGGUUGGUCUUUUUGCAUUGCACCUUAAACAAGGAGCUACAUGACUUCAUCAGGGACACCGAAGGUUGUUAUGGCUUUAUUGGGGCUACAGUUGGUUCAAUCAAAAGGCAGAUUAAAAAGCCAAAACCAAUUCCAAUUGAAGAAGUUGAAUCAAUUAUCAGAGAAGAAAAGGAGGAACAAGAGAAAGUUGAUAGAGAAUUUGAAGGAAUGGAGAACAUGGCAAAUGUUGAGUCAUUCAGUAAACCUGUUGAAAAAUCUGAACUUAUGUUAAUGAAUAAGAUCAAGAAGCAGUUUAAGAAGUCACCCUCAAAAGGUGGCACCAGCCAGCGAGCUUUUUCAGCUGGUGCUACUGUCCAUGUUCUCUCUGGGCCUUUUGAGGACUUCAUUGGUUCAAUCCUGGAAGUGAAUCUCAAAAACAGGAAGGCCACUGUCCAGGUGACACUUUUCGGGAAAGAGAGCUUCGUGGAUCUAGAUUUUGAUCAAAUUGAGUUGGUUGAAGCGGACAACAAUGACAGUAAAUUAUGAGGCAUCUUGUGUUUGUGGAUCACAAUAUCGAUAGCUUUUAACAACACUCAAGGUCUCCAGCUGGAGAUUGGGGUGAAUGAAGCAGGGACUUCAGUGGGUGGACAGUGGACUGUUGAAGAGCGAGUUAUCAGGGAAAGAGUUAGCACAUGAGCUGUCGUCUAAAUUUGACCAGUAACUUCUGAGUCUGGUAGCAUGCGUUCUCUUCCACUGAUUUUUUUUUGAAUGAACGGGCACCAGAACGUCCCUAUUUCAUUGAUUUUGCAGAAGAGUAUACCUGGCUAACCGGUGAAAGAAAAAGCAAAAAUUAUUCUCACAAAAUUAGGCCCUCGUGUAAGGUCAGGUGUUACUGAAAAUGCAAGUUUAUAAAUAAGAGUUGAGGAUGCUGGAUUUGAGAAACCAUUGACUUCCACUAGAUUGCUCACAUUUUGGCCUAAAUGUAGAAAGUGACAUUUCAAUUU